Messenger RNA from Botrytis cinerea B05.10, 2577 nucleotides. RefSeq lists its product as hypothetical. Bases 47 to 2302 code for a protein of 751 amino acids. NCBI's taxonomy places the organism in Eukaryota, Fungi, Ascomycota, Leotiomycetes, Helotiales, Sclerotiniaceae. The transcript has 12 exons. The record is from RefSeq and is a predicted model, not a curated record.
GAUCGCUAUCUUCAUAUUUCAAUUGAAAUACUUUCUGUUACUAAUCAUGGCAGCGCGAGAAACACCCUUUGCAGAGAAAUAUGGACAUCCUCAAGGUCCAGGUCACGACCUACUCAAAGAGUGGCUCCCCUUGAAGAAAAGCGGAUUGACACCAGCCUCACCAAGUGUAGUCGAUUGGAAAAAGUUAAUUUCAGUAAACAGUCAUAAGGCAUUAGAAGAUUACCAGAGAACGAGAUUUUUUGGGUUUACCGCUCGUGAAUUAGAACAAAUUGGAGCACUGGCAGAUGCCAGGCCAGGUAAAUGGGAUUCCAAUUCGACCACUGAACAGGCCGACCUUGACACCGUUCCAUUACACCCUAUCUUUGAAAGGCGGCACUGGGAAAGGGAAGGUGUAGUUCCAUUGCAUUUUCCCAAACAUCCAUAUGGAGAUGGCAACAAAUUCUGGGAGAUUAAAGGCAAUGACGAUAUAUGGGAGGCAUUACAACCCGCUCUUAAGAUUGCCACUCUUGUGCUAUCAAACAUUGCUACUUGGCAGUGGUUCGAUGCACUACUCAAUGGCAUAUACGAGAAAAUACCUGAAGAUGAAUUACCUGCCGAGAUCAAAAAGUUAGAUCGUUGGCGUUUUUACCCUUCAAAAUCGUUCAAUCAUCAGGAGCGAACAACUGCGUUCAAUGAAGUAUUAGAUCAAAUAGUAGGCUCAAUAAGUUGGGGCUUUGGAGUAGGACAAGUCUCCUUAGAAUGUUUUCCCAAUAAUGGGAGAUAUACGAACGGCAUAACGAUUGGUCCUAGAAACUCACUAUUGAAUACUGAGGGAACUUCUUUCAUUUUAAUUGCUCAUGAUUUUGUGGAGCCGCUGUUUAAUCCAAACUUGCUGCCGGAAGAUAGAGCCCUAAACAACUUUCAAAUAGUCUCUGUAGUAUUACACGAACUCACACAUUCAAUGGUUACCUAUUUAUCGGGGAAACUGAGAGAUACAACAGAUACGAGAUUUGAUGAUGAACCUUAUUUCAUGGACGAGGCAAUUGCUGAGACUGGAUUUUCCAUGCAGGCAUCCGUAUUUGGAGGAAUCGACAUACCACUAGUCAGCGGUCUUGAUCUCCCGGGAAAGUCCUGUGGGGGAAUGUUCCAAUUCAAUUUCCCCAGUGUGUGGUUUGGUGGAGUCUCAGGAGGUGCUGUGCUUUCUCCAUCAAAGAAUCAAACAUUGUGGGAUAUUAGAGCAGCAUAUCCAGUACCUGUAGAAUGGUUCAUGGGCCUACAUGAUCAAAAUUUCUGGAAUUUUUACUUACGAGCUUUCGGUCCUAAGGCUACACACAUGGGUCCGAAGAUUGUUGGGCAAUGGAAUCGUAGAAGCGACCAAAUAUAUGUAACAGCUCCUAAAGGCAUUGAGAACACCACUCCUAUCGAUGUGUCAUCACCAGCACCAGAAUCCGAGAUGAUAUCAGUUCAUAUAGAAAAUAAACGUCGGAGAAUAGUUAAAAGGAUCAUGGAGAGGGCUCAGAAUAUUAAUCCAAAGCAACCAGGACAUUAUUUCUACUCGCCACGAGUAGCCAUGGAAGAUAAAGCCCGAUACUCAGGCCAAGUUUGUCCAAGAUACGAUGAGAUCAAGCAGUAUUUUGAGGAUAACAAAACUGCUUUGGGACUAGGAGCUAUGAAAUUUACCAUCCCUUCGCCUUUAUUACGAAGUUAUGUUGUGCGCAAUGGUGGAAUCGACCUCACAAAUCCAGAAUGGACCAACUUUUUUGUAGUAGCAAAUGGUCACAAGGAAAUGUUCACAUACAGUCACGCCGGACAUGGAAUGAUUGGCUUACUCAAAGAUGGUUGGAAGAGACCAGAAAUUCCAAUAGGACCUACACGCCAACCAUCGCUGGUACGUCGAGUAUCAAACAAAUUCCAACCUUCUGCUUCAACGUCAAAGCGUCGUCAACCGAAGCAACCAGGCGAAAUAUUAGCGAAAGUAUUCGCAACUCUCUGCUCUGCUACACUUAAAAAUAUCGAUCCACUAGAAUCAACAUUAGAUUACUGCAAGAUCAGCUUUUGGAAAGGGUGUAAUGUUGCUUGGGAGUUAAAUAGGGACUAUCUCGAGAGACAGGGUUAUGGGGUUCCGGAUAUGCCAAAUGGAUUUCCAGAGGAUCUGAAAGAUCUUGAUAGGUGCAUAUAUUGGUCUGAAUUGUUUGAUAAUGAGGCUCCAAAAGGAAUGAUUAGAAGAAUGAGGUUCGAGGCACCUCCGGUUCUAAAUCCAGAAGUGCGUGGCAGGAAAAAUAUACUGAAAAAGUGUGUUUUUCAAAGUCAGGUUGCCCGAUGAAAAGAUUGCGAUGUGGGAUUUAUCUGUUAGCCUCUUUAUCUAUUAGUUUCCUUGUCUUUCGCUUUUCAUUAGUAUCGACUGUCGGUCUUUAUAAGAUUUAGGAAUCAACUGUAGUGAAAUAGCCGCUCCUAGGUUAUUGUGUUCACAACAUAUUACUACGGAAGAGACCGAUGCGUUAAUCUGCACAUCAUAUAGUAUGAGGUGUUUGGUGAACAACGGCAGCCUAGGUAAGGUAAAUCCAUAAUCCGGUUUUGUAAAAAUUAGUCGCGAGUACA